ACGCUGCUCGACACUGCACUGGAGGCGGGCCUCGACCCGCCCUUCACCUGCCGUGCGGGCGUGUGCGGCAUGUGCGCCGCGCGCCUCGUCUCGGGCGAGGUGACGACCUGCACCAGCCGCGCCGCUAUCUCUCAUCACCGGCUCUCGCCCUCCCGCACACCCACCCUUUCAGUCUAA
Molecule: messenger RNA, 177 nt
Organism: Emiliania huxleyi CCMP1516
Lineage: Eukaryota; Haptophyta; Isochrysidales; Noelaerhabdaceae
Exons: 1
Molecular function (GO): 2 iron, 2 sulfur cluster binding
Source: RefSeq, a predicted model, not a curated record